This is a messenger RNA of Papilio xuthus (Asian swallowtail), 2728 nucleotides long. Its product is annotated as probable O-acetyltransferase CAS1. The coding region runs from base 180 to 2561 and encodes 793 amino acids. The transcript has 10 exons. Lineage: Eukaryota; Metazoa; Arthropoda; Insecta; Lepidoptera; Papilionidae. The record is from RefSeq and is a predicted model, not a curated record.
AUAAAAAAGCUAGUUAUUUUAUUACCGUUUAAAAUAUUAUGAAGCCAGUUAAUUGUAUUUCACAGUUUCAUCGGUUAUUACUUAAUAUAUUGAAGUUAAAGAAUACGCGAUUUUAUUUCUUUAGUGCCAUUUAAAUACUGCGAAGUGAGCAUUUGGUUUACGUUUGAAUUAUUAUUACUAUGGCUAUAGUUUCUUAUCCGAAGAAAACAUCAGCAGAGUGGUUUAUUGAACAAUUAAAUGUUGAAAAUGCAAAAUUAUUAGCUUUCGUGCUAGUGCUAGGUUUUAUUGGAUACCAUGGUAUUUUACAUCUCCGAUACGGUCCUGACUCCUGUACAUGGCUGCUCACAUCAGGGAGGUACAAAGGUGAUCAUGAGUGGCAGCCGUAUGGAUGUAUGUUGCACAAAUACUCUAAAACAGAUGCAAGACGAUGCCUGCGUUACUUGGCUUUUUGGGGCAAAUACAACAGUUUCGCGUUUAUCGGCGACUCACGACUCGAACAAUUGUACGAGUAUUUUAUUGGUGUCCUUAAAACAAGAUCAGAUUUGGACUCAUCGUAUUCAACGAUAGACCACCGUAUGCCUAACUAUACAUAUGUGGACAGCAAACUGAAACUGUUUGUCACAUUUAUAUGGAGUAAUGAUGUGUCCAAGACCAUGGUUGAUCAGUUCCGAGCUUGGCAGCGUUCAAACCGACCUCCAUCAGUGAUAGUGGCCAGUACUGGUCUCCAGUUGGUAAAGAACCGGAACACAACGGAUGUUAUACUGGAGGAAUACAAGAGGAAUCUAACACAAUUAGUUCAGCCUAUAGACGCGCUCGCGUCGCGCGGUACACAAGUACUGUGGAAACUUCUAGAGCCUGUUGAUACAACACUUAUAAAGGAUGAUGUGAAGAUCAAUAAUCAUGAUAUUGAUGCUUACAAUAGCGCUGCGAUGGAGAUACUCCGUCACAGCGAGGCGCGUGUGUGGGGCGCGGCGCGGCUGGUGGCGGCCGGGUCUGCUGGGGGCGAAACCCUGACGCGUACCGCGCUGCGGCACUGUGCGCAGAUCCUGCUCAACAUGUUCUGUAAUGAUCACAUGAACUUCAACGAUGGCUCGUGCUGUGCUCAGCCGGAGUCCUACACGCAGCUGCAGAUGCUCACCUUCGCAUUGUUCCUGCUCUGCGCAGUCGCUGCCAGUUUGAGAUACAUAUGGCGGUGGUCGCAGAACAUAAAGCAGAAGAUGGAUGGCUACGCGCUGGUGAACCAGCCCACUGUGGUGCACCCACCAUCUCCCGUGCUGGCUCUGGCUAAACUCGGCAUGAUCAUGGCCUACUUCUAUCUCUGCGAUAGAACAAACUUCUUCAUGAAAGAGAACAAGUAUUACUCGGAAUGGAGUUUCUGGCUGCCUGUUGGAUAUGUGUUUGCUUUGGGAUUGUUCUUUACUGAUGAUUCAAGGUCAAGCAGAGUUCUACACAGAAAUCAAACAGAUGAAUGGAAAGGUUGGAUGCAGCUUGUGAUUUUAGUAUACCAGGUGACGGGGGCAAGCAAAGUGCUUCCUAUCUACAUGUUGGUGCGCGCACUGGUCUCCGCUUACCUCUUCCUGACAGGCUACGGACACUUCUACUACACUUGGAAGACUGGAGACACCGGCCUGGUCAGAUACUUCAGGGUCAUCUUCCGGCUGAACUUCCUCACUGUGGUGUUAUGCUUGACGAUGAAUAGACCUUAUCAGUUCUACAGUUUUAUACCACUUGUGUCUUUUUGGUAUACUUUGGUAUUUGUAAUAUUCGCGCUUCCUCCUCAUAUAACUCAAUCUUCCUCGCACACAGUGGAGUCCAAGCCUUAUCAAUAUUUAUAUAUAGCGCUGAAGAUAAUGGGUCUGCUGACAAUAGUGACAGUGCUGUACAUGAGCGAGGUGUUCUUCCAGAAGAUAUUUGUGACAAGGCCAUGGAAGGCUCUCUUUGUAAACUCCGAUGAUGAUAUACAUCAGUGGUGGUUUAUGUGGAAACAAGACCGGUAUUCAAUGGCGUACGGUAUAAUAUUUGCAACAGCAUAUCUCCUCGCGCAGCGCUACAACCUCCUCGACGACAACAACCACAGCAAUCUGUUCACUCCGGGAUUGUCUCUCACAGCAACAUUACUUGCAUUCAUCGGCAUCGGUACAUAUGUCACAUUCACAUUUCUAUGUAACAAUACAUUUGAUUGCAAUGAGAUACACAGUUACGUGGCAUUUCUACCUAUUGUUAGCUAUAUUAUAUUACGUAACGUCUCCGGAGCUUUAAGAACAAAACAUUCAAACCUCUUUGCAUGGUUCGGGACAAUCACAUUGGAGUUGUUUGCGAGUCAGUCACAUAUUUGGCUCGCAGCGGACACACAUGGUGUGUUAGUUUUAAUACCGAGUGCACCAAUACUUAAUCUUAUUUUAACUUCUUAUAUAUUUAUUUUUACUGCCCAUGAAAUACAUAAAUUAACAUCAAUAAUUCUGCCGUAUGCAGUGCCCGAUGAUUGGCGUUUAGUUUUGAGGAAUUUUGCUAUAUUUCUAGCUAUUUUAGUACCUAUCGGUAUUCAUGAUGGUAUGUUCUAGAUCUAGAUUUUUAGGAUAUCUUUUGUAUAAAGUUUUUUCAUAUAUUUGUGUGCGAUAGUCAUUAUUAGUGAUAAAUAAGUUGGCUUUUAUCAGUACAAUUUUUAUUAGUAAAUUAUUUUCUUGAUAGAAACAUUCCGUAUUCGAAACAUGUUUUUAAACAUUGAAAA